UUUGUGUUUUUCGGAAAUGAAAAUGUUCUCCUAAAAUUCCUCACCAACAAACAGGAUAUUUAUCAAAGAGCAAUGUUAAACUGCUGAAAGAGGUGAAGCACAAGCCGUCCUGAAGAAUCUCCAGAACACGCAGAAAUUGUUUGAUACAUUUAACAUACAAAUAAAGCCAAGUCCUGACAUGGAGAAACAUCAGCACUCUGUCAAGGGUGAUCUCAAAAAACACCAGCGCAUUCACACAGGAGAGAAACCGUAUCACUGCUCAGACUGUGGGAAGAGUUUUAAUCAAGGGGGUCAUCUCCAAAUACACCAGCGCAUUCACACAGGAGAAAAAACAUAUCACUGCUCAGACUGUGGGAAGAGAUUUAUUGAACAGAGUACUCUCAAACGACACCAGCGUAUUCACACAGGAGAGAAACCGUAUUACUGCUCAGACUGUGGGAAGAGUUUUAAUAGACUGGGGACUCUAAAACUGCAUCAGCGCAUUCACACAGGAGAGAAACCGUAUCACUGCUUCGAGUGUGGGACGAGUUUUACUGUACAGAGUAAUCUCAAAAUACACCAGCGCAUUCACACAGGAGAGAAACCGUAUUACUGCUCAGACUGUGGAAAGAGUUUUACUCAACAGAGUCAUCUAAAACUGCACCAGCGCAUUCACACAGGAGAGAAACCGUAUUACUGCUCAGACUGUGGGAAAAGUUUUAAUCAACAGAGUACUUUCCAAAUACAUCAGCGCAUUCACACAGGAGAGAAACCGUAUUACUGCUCAGACUGUGGGAGGAAUUUUAAUCAUCAGAGUAAUCUCAGAAACCACCAGCGCAUUCACACAGGAGAGAAACCGCAUCAUUGCUCAGACUGUGGGAAGAGUUUCACUACACAGAGUAAACUCAAAAAUCACCAGCGCAUUCACACAGGGGAGAAACCAUAUUACUGCUCAGACUGUGGGAAGUGUUUUACUACCCAGAGUGAACUCAAAAAACACCAGCGCAUUCACACAGGAGAGAAACCGUAUCACUGCUCAGACUGUGGAAAGAGUUUUACUAAACAGAGUGAUCUCAAACGACACCAGCGAAUUCACACAGGAGAGAAAACUAUCCCACAUUUGUCCCACAGCAAUUAAAAGUGCAAAUCGUAAAUCUUUCAGACAGAAUACCUUAUUCUACAUAAAUGUUUCACUUUGUCACUUGGGACACGUUCCACAAGAAACAAACAUGAACUGAAUUUAACAAUGGAUUUUACAGGUUCAGCAA
Molecule: messenger RNA, 1247 nt
Organism: Astyanax mexicanus (Mexican tetra)
Lineage: Eukaryota; Metazoa; Chordata; Actinopteri; Characiformes; Acestrorhamphidae
Product: zinc finger protein 239-like
Exons: 1
Coding region: 179-1117 (312 amino acids)
Source: RefSeq, a predicted model, not a curated record